AUGACAACGACGUAUGCGUGGUUAUGGACGCUUUUCGCUUUUGUUCUGACAUGGAUGGUUUUUCACCUCAUCAAGACGAAGAAGGCGGCAAUAGAGGAGGCAGAGGCAAAGGUAGAAGAGAGAAGAGAUGGUGCCACUGAUGUUAUCAUUGUUGGGGCGGGUAUUGCAGGCGCUUCUCUUGCUUAUGCUCUUGCCAAGGAUGGACGAAGAGUACAUGUGAUAGAGAGGGACUUGAAAGAGCCACAAAGAUUCAUGGGAGAGCUGAUGCAAGCGGGAGGCCGCCUCAUGUUAGCCCAGCUUGGCCUGGAAGAUUGUUUGGAGGAGAUAGACGCUCAAGAAGCCAAGUCUUUGGCAAUUUACAAGGAUGGAGAACACGCGACAUUGCCUUUCCCAAAUGACAAGGCGUUUCCUCUUGAACCAGUCGGUAGACUUUUACGUAAUGGUCGAUUCGUACAACGUCUACGCCAAAAAGCAGCUUCUCUUACCAAUGUACAAUUAGAAGAAGGAACGGUGAAGUCUUUGAUAGAAGAAAAAGGAGUAGUAAAAGGAGUGACAUACAAGAAUAGCGCAGGCGAGGAAACAACGGUCUAUGCACCUCUCACUGUGGUAUGCGAUGGUUGCUACUCAAACCUUCGUCGGUCACUCGUGGAUAAUACUGAGGAAGUGCUCUCGUACAUGGUGGGUUAUGUCACGAAGAAUAGCCGACUUGAAGAUCCAAAAAGUCUACAUUUGAUAUUUUCCAAACCUUUGGUCUGUGUUAUAUAUCAAAUAACCAGUGAUGAAGUUCGCUGUGUUGCCGAAGUUCCCGCUGAUAGUAUUCCUUCUAUUGCGAAUGGCGAAAUGUCUGCCUACCUCAAGAAAACUAUGGCUCCUCAGAUACCAGAACGUGGAAAUCUCCGGGAUAUAUUUUUGAAAGGGAUAGAGGAGGGACUACCAGAGAUUAAAACAACAGCGACUAAGAGUAUGUCAUCAAAAUUGUGUGAUAAGAGAGGAGUGAUUGUGUUGGGAGAUGCAUUCAAUAUGCGUCAUCCUAUCAUUGCGUCAGGGAUGAUGGUUGCACUCUCGGACAUUUGCAUUCUACGCAAUCUUCUUAGACCAUUGCCUAACCUCGGCAAUACUAAGAAGGUCUCAGAUCUAGUCAAGUCCUUCUACAUCAUCCGUAAGCCAAUGUCAGCGACCGUGAACACGCUAGGGAGUAUCUUUUCACAAGUGCUUGUUGCUACAACGGACGAAGCAAGAGAGGGAAUGCGACAAGGCUGCUACAAUUACCUAUCUCGUGGUGAUUUUAAAACAACUGGACUAAUGACUAUUCUCGGAGGCAUGAACCCUCAUCCUCUUACUCUAGUAAUUCAUCUUGUGGCCAUCACCCUCACCUCCAUGGGCCACUUGCUCUAUCCCUUUCCUUCGCCUCGUCGCUUUUGGCAUAGCCUCAGAAUUUUGGCCUGGGCGUUGCAAAUGUUGGGUGCUCAUUUGGUGGAUGAAGGCUUCAAGGAGAUGUUGAUUCCAACAAACGCAGCUACAUAUCGAAGAACCUACAUCGCCACAGCCACUGUUUGACCGUUGAUUGAUCGAUCCGUAACAAAGACUAUUUACUCCGAG
This is a messenger RNA of Camelina sativa (false flax), 1599 nucleotides long. RefSeq names its product squalene epoxidase 4. The record is from RefSeq and is a predicted model, not a curated record. Gene Ontology annotation, cellular component: endoplasmic reticulum; membrane. Gene Ontology annotation, molecular function: flavin adenine dinucleotide binding; squalene monooxygenase activity. Gene Ontology annotation, biological process: sterol biosynthetic process. Lineage: Eukaryota; Viridiplantae; Streptophyta; Magnoliopsida; Brassicales; Brassicaceae.